CCAACUCUUCGAAAAUGUUUGAAAGAAAAAGAAAAACCAACACAGCCACGCCGGUUAUCAAAUACACUGGUGGCACCUUCACUACAAUCCAAUCUGAUUCACGCUGUACUGCUGUUUAUUGACUUCAUAUUUACAUGCCGGUUGCGCGCGCGUAAAUAUGAAACAUACCUAAAGCAUAUUUAACAGAAAGGCCCACGGAGCUCCGCGGCCUGUAACCUAUUCUGUGUGGUGAUAUCCGUCAACUAGCUUUGUCGAAAUGAACUUGACACCGUUCUGCCUGCGGGCGGUUUAAGACCGCAUGCGCGUCUUUUAUUUAAAGGUUUUUGAUAAGGUUGUGCUUAAGUACUUAACGCCAAAUUGUACUUUUCAAUAUCGAUUUACGUCGAUUACAUACUUCCCCUCCACUCUAUUCACAACCUGGCUUGCGCCGCAUUAUAAUUCUACCUGCUGUCUGUUCCCCGUUCCAGCUCACCUCUGCAUAGCCUUACUAAUAGCGGUAGGCUGAGUUGUAUUUCCACAUUCCUUCACCUAGACAGAGUUCUUACCUGUUUUGCUACUUCAUAGUGAUUCUUAAAUGGCUCAAGAGAUUCUCUUUCUGCACAAGUAUACAAUGACUCUGGAAACAUAUAACAACAAAAUGUAAUAGCCAAAUUACUUCCAGAAAACGAGUCUCAAAAACGGUGCUUAAAAACGGUGCUUAAUAUGAAUACGGGCAAUGGGAUUAGGAUAUUUAUAAAUACUCUAAUUUCGUUGAAGUCACAAGCGAUUCGAGCUCAUUGCAGUUAUGUCCUAACUAAUAAAUAUCAGAAGCAUUACUCCUGUUUCAUGAAAAGGCCCAAAACGGACGUUGGAAAGAAAAUGUUAACAUGAUUUUAUUCUCCCUCCAAUUAAAUUUAGUAUUUGUGUUCUAUAAGCUUUGGGUACUUUCAUUGACAUCUUCAGAAUUAAUUUUAAUACAAAAUCAUCGCGCAUUUUAUUUGCUGUUUUGUGGAUAAAACACUUUGUUGCGAUAGUUUUGUAAUACAUAAAUAUAUAUAUUGCACAGACUUUAACCACUCAUCAAGAUUUUGCAAAGAUCUAAGUACAUGCGAUGAGAAUGGCCAUGAUAAAUUGAACGGAUUAUUUCAAAAGCAUAACAAUAAUGUAUAACGUAUGCAUAAUACUGGUAUGUGCGCAUGCAUUUGCCAUUCUACUGCAUACCAUGGCGUUCAGGUGAUCUGUAAUUUUCCUUCCACUUGUGUAUUGGUGAACUGCAAACUGUCCGUGACCCACACGCCUGUGCAGGGAAUUCGAGUCUGUGUCCACUAAUAUUCAUAUCAUAUCAUUUCUGUUUAUGCCAGCGCGGUAUCAUGCAGGAAGGGGAUCAGACCGGUGAAGCAAUGCCAAAUAUCUCGCGUUCUGAUCAAGGCUAACCAGUCUUUUCACAUUUGAACAAUUCAUCUGCUUUAUGUUUAGAGUAAAUCUUUCACGAUACCCCGAUUACUUCCAAUAGAAUGGGAGUGACGAAUGACGCCACAUCUGGGAAUUUGAAAUUGGUCAUUUUGAAGUCUGGAGUAUUUUGACCGUCGAUUUAGGUAUCCAAUCGUGAAAGCUACAGCAAGGGAAGUGCGCAAACUGAGGCAAACUGUUACUCGCAUGAGGUACUUCAUCCUAUUUUCUUCGUAGGAGCCCAUGCCUUGAAUUUCCAUUGAUUUGCUUAUUGCAUGCAAUUUGGUGGGCAAAUUAUUACUCUUGUACCUGUGGUAUAAGUGCAUGUUUGCAUACAGGGAACAAAAACGCGGGACAAAAGUACUGAAUUAAAAGUUACUGCUUUUCAUCACUGAAGACGAAAAAAAUACUGGACCGGCUUGCAUGUGUUUGUUUACUUGGGAGUUUGAUCCGAUGAAUGAGAAGUUGUCCCAGGGGGGAGCAGAUCGGUGUCGCCCCAUUGUCCUGUUAUGUUACAGAAGUGGGCGGAUUGCGGUAUCUCUCUGCCCAAUGGCAGCCGCGACUCUCAUGAGAGAAGAGAAAGGCACUUUUCUGCCAUCCAAAAUCCCUUAAACCAUCAUCAUUCCGACUCGGGAACCGCACUCUGUAACAGCCCCUACCGCCGGGAGAUGACAGACUCAAUCUCCGCGCCCGCAGCACGUCCACGGCCCUGGGAGCUAGGAGCUGCGUAGCACGGACACUCAACGCCCGCAGAUACAUCACAGCGACCCGGGGAGAUCGCGCUUUUGUUUCGUGCAAGGGGACUUAAAGCGCGACGGGAAUAAGGAAUUACUUUUUUUUUAAAAAAACACUCAGCCAGAAAGCAGCCGUUUGUUCAAUGUCAUCAUGAUCAUCUUUUCGUCGCGCAGUGUACUGCUGUCAGUUUACUACCCACAGAUUUUCCUCAUCCUGACCAGUGGUAGCUACCUGGCCCUGUCCUCAGUGGUGGCCUUGGGCGCCAACAUCAUCUGCAACAAGAUCCCCGGGCUGGCGCCGCGCCAGCGAGCCAUCUGCCAGAGCCGGCCCGACGCCAUCAUCGUCAUCGGCGAGGGCGCCCAGCUGGGCAUCAACGAGUGCCAGUACCAGUUCCGCUAUGGGCGCUGGAACUGCUCCGCCCUGGGCGAGCGCACCGUCUUCGGCCAGGAGCUUCGAGUAGGCAGCAGGGAGGCGGCGUUCACCUACGCCAUCACAGCGGCGGGCGUUGCCCACGCCGUCACUGCCGCGUGCAGCCAGGGCAACCUCAGCAACUGCGGCUGCGACCGCGAGAAGCAGGGCUACUACAACCAAGAGGAGGGCUGGAAGUGGGGCGGCUGCUCGGCCGACGUCAAGUACGGCGUCGAGUUCUCCCGAAGGUUCGUAGACGCCCGCGAGAUCAAAAAAAACGCAAGGCGGCUGAUGAACCUGCAUAACAAUGAGGCAGGAAGAAAGGUCCUGGAAGACAGGAUGAAGCUGGAGUGCAAGUGUCACGGCGUCUCGGGAUCCUGUACCACCAAGACGUGCUGGAACACCCUGCCCAAGUUCCGGGAGAUCGGCUACAUCCUGAAGGACAAGUACAACGAGGCGGUGCACGUGGAGGUGGUGCGGGCCAGCCGGCUCAGGCAGCCCACCUUCCUCAAGGUGAAGAAGACGCAGAGCUACCGCAAGCCCAUGGACACGGACCUGGUGUACAUCGAGCGCUCGCCCAACUACUGCGAGGAGGACACGUCCACGGGCAGCGUGGGCACGCAGGGCAGGCUGUGCAACCGCACGUCCCCGCACACGGACGGCUGUGACCUCAUGUGCUGCGGGCGGGGCUACAACACCCACCAGUACACUAAAGUGUGGCAGUGCAACUGCAAGUUCCAGUGGUGCUGCUUCGUCAAGUGCAACACGUGCAGCGAGAGGACGGAGGUUUUUACCUGCAAAUAGGGCACGAGGAGACCGACGUCGGAAACUGGGGGGGGCGGGGCCAAGGGGCCAGGCGGGGGAAAAAAUGGGUGGAGCAAGAAAGAAGAUUUUGGGGAAACGGUAAAAGAUAAUAUAACGAAUGGAAUUUACAAUACCAGUUCUUCACGGCAUCGUUUUGCACAUCAGAAUCUAUUUGCUUUAAACAAAUUUAGGUUAAAUAUUGAUAAUUAUCUAAAUGAUAGAUAAAAGCCCACUUCUUUUCUUUUUGAAAAAAGAAUGAUGUGUUCUUAUGCACUGAUGUGUCCAGACUGAGACUGAAAGUUGUGACUUGUAGGAUACAAAUAGUGCCCCAGAUGGGACUGUGCUGUUCACUCUGGGAUUUGUAGUUCUUUAUUGUCAUGGGAAGGUUGUAAAGGAAAGAGUGACUCCAACUCCAAGAAUGUCCACAUGAUGCAGAAUGAUGGCAUCAAAAAGACAACGAAAGGAUUUUCUAUAGGAAAAAAAACUAAGCAAGAGUUAAAGAAUCCUUAGUAUACUGACUGAUCUUCUAGUCUAACAAACUCUUGAGGUGUUUUGGGGGAGAACACAAGUGACUAAGAGAAAAAAAAAAAUCUACAAACUGAAACCCCUCUUCAAGCUGUGUUGAAAGGAAGAGCGCUUCAUUGGCUUGGUGCCUUUGGGUGUUUAUUGAACAUUGAAUUCAUCUGCAUGGGGAGUCCCUACAGUAAGCCCUCUUCUGCCAACUGGAAAAUGGUGGAGUAUGUUAGCUGUCCAGUCACACUGGAACUGUUUGUUUGAACACUGAAAAUAAAUUGUUUAUUUAUGUUAUAGUAUCUUUAAACAAAGCACUAACGGGUAGAAAUGUCUUAUUUUGUACUAAGUGUAAAAAAAACUUCUUAGAAACUCGACAGAAGGUGCGUAUCUCUUAGAACAUGCCCAUCCUCUCUCUCCUUACAGUUUCAUUGCUACUGGUGUGUUGACUUCAGAAACUCAUAAGAGUAUAGGUUCACAGCAGGUACACAGUUUAGUUCGCAGUGGCAUAGAGUGUUUUGCAGUCACAUAAACAGUAUGACUUCCUUUGGUUUAUUUUGCCUUUACAACCGUAGUAGUCAGUAGCAAGGAAACUGGUUCCUUUUUCUGCCGACAAAAAAAAAUCCUUCCUCAAUCCAUUAAACGUGAAAUCAAUAUGUUGCUGGAUGUUGUUGUCGAGUGCUGCACUGAUAUAUUUUUUAUUUCUAUUCAGAUACAGCUCAAUUGAAAAUUAAAUAAAUAUCAUUUUGACUGAAUUUUGAGACUUCAUUUAAAGAGAACAAGAUUAAGUACUUCAGUUCAUACGGACACAAUCUCUGGCCCAAAUGUUCUUAAAUGAACCCUCCCCACUUUCAUUAUUGGACAACUGUUUCUCUGUGGACUUCGUGAGGAUUUUGUUUUGCAUUAAGAAAAGUGCAAGCUGUGGGUAAGGCCAGUGAGGUAAAUAUACUUUGUAUUCCUAAUAAUAUUGGAGAUUUAAUUGUCAUAUAUUGGCUAUAAUCUUUGAGUUAUAAAAUGUUUAUUUCUUAAAACCAUUUAAUGUUAUUCCAACAGUAAGGGCAUAACUCAUUUAAUUAACCUUUCAAGGAGCAUAUCUGAAGCUAAAUGUGACCAUGAGUAAAGCCCACAGCCAAUGCACAGCAAGCCUUUAGCAUGUAAGGCCAAAAUGUGGGAUUGGAAUGAUCUUAACUGAACAUUCCAAUGCUGAUGCAAAAAUCACUACUGGUUAUUGAAAGCAAUGGAGUUCUAGAACACUGACUUAGUAUUU
Molecule: messenger RNA, 5152 nt
Organism: Anguilla rostrata (American eel)
Lineage: Eukaryota; Metazoa; Chordata; Actinopteri; Anguilliformes; Anguillidae
Product: protein Wnt-7b
Exons: 4
Coding region: 2314-3375 (353 amino acids)
Biological process (GO): cell fate commitment; canonical Wnt signaling pathway; neuron differentiation
Cellular component (GO): extracellular region
Molecular function (GO): frizzled binding; cytokine activity
Source: RefSeq, a predicted model, not a curated record